AUGGUCGACCCUGAUGAGCCGGAGGAGGACGAGUCCAGUGAGAAGAUCAAAGCAGACCUCGACACAGCACAGAACAACAUCGACCUGUUUGACGAGAUGCUGGACUCAUACAACCCCUCGGACGGGCCAUUGGAGGACAAUGAUAUUAUGACAGAGCUGUACCAAUUCCUCAACAAAAUGAGACCACGGCUUAAAAAACUGUGCCAGGACAUGGACGAAGAUGAAGACGUAGAUGGGGUUAUCCCUGUGUUCCGGCGAGUGGACAAUACAUUGGACAAGUACGAAGACAUCGUCGACGGCAAAUGGGACUGCAGUCAGGGCCGAGCGGACAGCCCACGCAAGAGCAACCCCUCACCCGACACCAGAUCCCCACAAGCACAGCAACCCAACAUAGACGACCUUCUGCUCGAUCUGAGCGACGAUACAGCCAUGGCAGCCCCACCCAUGCAAGCACAACCAGCCGCCGGCUCAAUACUCGCAGACGACGACUUCCUGUCAUUGAGCAUGGGGUCUGGACUGGGAUCUGGUCUGGUAUGA
This is a messenger RNA of Sphaeroforma arctica JP610, 537 nucleotides long. RefSeq lists its product as hypothetical. The transcript has 4 exons. Gene Ontology annotation, molecular function: small GTPase binding; phosphatidylinositol binding; ubiquitin binding. Bases 1 to 537 code for a protein of 178 amino acids. Gene Ontology annotation, biological process: intracellular protein transport. Lineage: Eukaryota; Ichthyosporea; Ichthyophonida. Gene Ontology annotation, cellular component: trans-Golgi network. The record is from RefSeq and is a predicted model, not a curated record.